This is a messenger RNA of Clonostachys solani, 3027 nucleotides long. The record is from the annotation of a GenBank genome assembly. Lineage: Eukaryota; Fungi; Ascomycota; Sordariomycetes; Hypocreales; Bionectriaceae.
ACACUCCGAGAAAUAACAAGCCAAGUGCUCAACACGUUUCUCGACCUCUCUGUGUAUUUUUGUAGUUUUUUAACCCUUGAGAUACUUGAAGAGCUCGUCCCGCUCCUCCACGGGCAUCACUCUCAGAGCAUCUCUCACACCCUUCCAUCCGGCACGCUUGUUGUCGCGAACCAAUGUGGCAACUUCCUCGGCAAGGUGCUCGUUCUUGAGCGCCUCGACCUUCUCUCCGAUCUUCUUCCUCUCAGACUCGUACCACUCGGAUACAGCCUGAUCGUUCUUCUCCCAGUCAUUGAUGCCAGACCAGCUCUUCAGGAGGUGCAGGUUCUGGGCGCGUUGCUGGCUCUUCUGAGCAGUGCUCUGGUUGGCGACAGGAGCCAGGGCGCUGGUGGACAUCUUCCUGAGGACGAACUCCUCGUUGAGUCUUCGGCGCAGACGCCAGUAGAAGAAGCGGCGGGCGUUGAUCCACUCAAGCUGCUCACGAAUGACACCCUUGGCCUUCAUACGUCCAGCACGGUCGUGGAGGUCAGCGUACUGGGCAGCAAUCUGGGCGUAGAUGGGCAGCAGCUGCUUCUCACGCUCAGUCAUCUGCUUCUUAAUCUCUUCAGACUUUUCGGCGGUGAGAUUCUUGUUCUCGAGCUGCUUCUUGAGGCUGGCGUAGGUCUCAUCCAGGCGGGCAAUGGUUGCCAGCUGCUUGUCCUUGCGGUACUUGAUGCCGAUGAUGCCCUCAGGCUCCAGGACACCACCACGAGCCUCCUCAUCAGCAUACAUCUCCAUGGUGUCUGGGGAGAUGGGAGGAAUGUAGAUGAAGAUGGGCUGUUCAUACUUGACGAGGGCGUCGACAAUAAACGAACCGUACUUGAGAACCUCGUUGUACAUGUCGCGCUGACCGCCAGAGAAACCACGCCAGUUGGCAAGGAUCAUCAAAGGCAGCUGCUCACCAUUGUUGAAGUCGUUGAUAGCCUGAGCAGUCUUGAAGGCAGAGUUGGGGUACCAGACACCACCAGCCUCCUGGCCGACCUGCUCGAUAGAGUCAGGGUUGGCAGGGUCGGCAGGGGUGAUGUUCUCGACCGUGCGAGUCUCGACAGCAAUGACACCCAGGGGGAUACCACCGAGACGAGCACGACCAACCACAACGGUACGAGCCCAGCCGCCAAGAGCCUCGACGAAGGAGUCCUUGUCGAAGAGACCGCUCUGGAAGCUUCCAUCAUCCUCAGUCUUACCACUAAUCAACCAGCGAACAUCAUACGGCUGCUUCUGGGGAGGGGUGUAGAUGACAUCACGAUCCCACUCAUCAAUGACGGGGCUCAGGGCAACGGGGUUGUUGCGCUUGUCAGGUACGAACGACAUCCACUCAACAAUCUUGGAUACACCAGCGAAAUCGUCGUUUGCAGUCAUGUGAGAGACACCGUUGCGGUACAUGAUCUGGGUGCCACCAAGCUGCAGGUUGGAAGUGUAGACUUCACGACCGAGCAGGUUGUUCAGGGCAGGGGCACCUGUCAGGAUAAUGGGUUGGCCCUCGAUCUGGACGACACGCUGGCCGAGACGAACAAGGGUGACGGUGAAGAUGUCGUUGUACGCUCGGCUGGUAGCACCGGCGAUCAGACCAGAGCCUCGCAAGCACUCGACACCCAGGCCAUCCUCCUUUCCAACAACAGUGACAAUCUUGAAUCGCUUCUCACCCCCCUCGGAAACCUCCUCGGUAAUAACGGAAUGCUCGAACCGAGUCUUUGUCUCCUCAUCCAGAUACAGGUAACGGAAACCAGCAUCUGGCUUGGCGGCAUCGUUCCAUGCAACCUUGAAGUGAGGCAUCAACUCUUCAGCCAAGCCCAGGCGGGCACCAGAGUUGGCGGAGAGGUAAAUGCGAGGGAUACCAAGCUUGCGAGCGAGUUCGGUGCACUUGUGGAAGAAGUUAUCCUCCUUAGGACCGAAAGAACCAAUCUUGUAGGUAAUGUCGUUGGCAACGACAAUGAAGCGACGUCCGCCAGGGUACUCAGGGGUACGAGCACGGAAAAUCCAACCGACCAUACCGCAAGAGUUGGUUCCAGGUUCACGGUUGACCUCUUCCAAGUUGUCCUUGUCAUCGAGGACAAGCUCGGUGAAGGCGAGGCACUCACCAGUCUUGGGCUGCUGGGGACCCAGGGAAGGCUGCUUCUCGACGGCCUUGGCCCAAGAGUUCUGGAUAGCUUGACGGAAGAGCUCGGGGAAAUCGUAAACGUACUGGGUUCCCAUAAGAUGGGCCUUGUAUCGCUUGGGCUGCAGCCAGUUCUUGGUGGCGUAUGGGGUGGAAACAGCCAUCAGGUGCAUAGGACCCUUGUCCUUGGUACCGCCAAUGCUCUGGAAAACCCACUCGCCCUUCUCCGACUUGCGCUCGGCAUACAAGUCGACAUCAACAAUGAAACCAGAGGUGUUGGUAAUGAUAACACGGAGAGGGUAAGGAGUGCCGGUCUGGGGGUCAGUGCAGAUAAUGCGGAUUUCGACCUGAGCCACACGCAGUCUCCAAGCACGGAUUCCGAAGCGGUCCAAGAAGCCCUGCAGACUCUGCUCAACAUCGCGAGGGUGAAGCUGGAAGACAGGGGUGAAGUUCAUGAAGAUGUGGUUCAGAUCGGAACCGUUGUUGCCAGUGAUCUCCAGAGCAUCGAAAAUAUCGUUGACAACACGAUCGGCCUCGGAUAUCAGGUACUCGGCGGUAGGGAUCUCAUCACGGAGACGGCCAGGGCGAAUGACGGCACGUGUGAAGUAUCGCUUGUCGGUGUCGACAGUCUUGCCAAGGGCCUCGUAAACGUGGAUGUUUUUGUUUUCCGUGAAUACAGGCUUGAUAUUGAACUUGGCAAGGCGGGCCAGUUCCAGCUGGAAGGCCAGGGCAGGCUCCAUGUGACGAAUACUGUCAUCCUCAUUGUACUCGGGACCACGGAAUGUGUAGUAGCGAGGCAAAUCUUCCUUGAACGGAGCAAUCAGGGAGUUGAGGCGGUCAAGGGUCUCCUGAUCAUUGGUAGCCUCAGCAUCUCUGACUGCAACGUUGACAACAGC